This is a messenger RNA of Necator americanus (New World hookworm), 210 nucleotides long. RefSeq lists its product as uncharacterized. Bases 1 to 210 code for a protein of 69 amino acids. The transcript has 2 exons. The record is from RefSeq and is a predicted model, not a curated record. Lineage: Eukaryota; Metazoa; Nematoda; Chromadorea; Rhabditida; Ancylostomatidae.
AUGCAGGGAUCGUCAUCAAUAUCGGCAAUUACACCAUCUACUGCGUCGCUACUGUUGAAAGAAAGGCAGAUCGUAGAUGCUUUUGCUCCAGAACGCUGGGGACUGUUCUUUGAAGAACUGCUUGAGUGCCUUUCUGAUGUCGUCGUACGUUUGGAAGUCUUGACCAUCCAGAUGACGCUGGAGAUAGGAAAAAAGACUGAUGAUCUCUAG